Molecule: messenger RNA, 962 nt
Organism: Saccoglossus kowalevskii
Lineage: Eukaryota; Metazoa; Hemichordata; Enteropneusta; Harrimaniidae
Product: protein turtle homolog B-like
Molecular function (GO): protein binding
Source: RefSeq, a predicted model, not a curated record
AUGUACCUGUGACAAAUGGCAUUACAGACUAUUAUAGUGGAAUUGGUGAUUCGAUAUCCAUGAACGUAUCUGUCGAUGCGAACCCAUUACGUGUGACGUUUGUUGAUUGGAUAAAUUAUGACGUUGUUUUAACGGACAAAGUAGAUACAUUAUCUACGAGUACUGUAUUCAUCAACGAAGUCACCGAAUUCCAUUUCGGCGUAUAUAAUAUCACUGCACAUAAUGACAUUGGAAGUGUUGUACUCCAGGUCAAUUUACAUCAUGCAGGCGUGCCCGAAGCACCUGUAUCUCUGGAGAUAAUUGAUCGUUCUUAUGAUAGUUUAUCUAUAUUACUGUCACCCGGGUAUGAUGGAGGAUAUAGUGGAAAUACGGCACAAUACCUGGAAUAUCGUUCGACAUCACAGGCGUCAUUCCAAUCUUGGCCAUCUGACGGAAUGGGAACAAGAAAUACCACUAUAUGGAUUAUGCAGUUAAAGCCGUCCACUGCGUAUGAAAUAAAAGCAAAGACAGGCAACAUAUAUGGAAUCGGGCAGUUUUCUACUACAUAUGUGUUUAUUACUUAUCGUGAACCAAUAGUUAAUUUAAAUGACCAGACUGGUAUCAUAAAAUGGACACGUCACGAAGAUAUGAAAUAUCAAUGUGUGAAAAUAGAAAAACUGGAAAGAAAUGACAAUUGGAUUAUAGAAGAGAAUUGUUUAGACAGAGAUGUGGUGGAGUAUACAGUGAAAGACAACAACGCGGAAUAUAGAGUGACGUAUUGUUCACGUGAUAAUACAUGUGAGGGACAUCAUUUUAAAGCAACUAAAGGUACUGAUUAUGCAGAUCGUGUUGAAAGUUGUAACACUGUUGCUAUUGUUAUUGGUGUAUUGGUAUCACUACUCGGUGGUUGCGUAAUUGGUUUUUUAAUUGGCUUUAUUCUGAUUAAGCGAGUCAUAACGAAAAACGCAAAACAGGUAAAGCAA